AUGUCCACGACCCCAACCCUCACCACCACGCUCUCCGUGAUCAGGCUGCAUUGCAUUACGGACGCCGCCUCGGCCUCCCGCGGCGCCAUCAACGACUACAACGACUGGCUCGCAGUGGUCAGCAACCUCCCCAUGGACCCCGCGAGCCCCUUUACCCUGCCCCCGUGCCCGAUGGAAAUCGUCGCCGACCACCUUUUCGCGAUCGAGGCGCGGCACCUUGCCGUCCGCCUCACACAGGUCCGCGCGACCCUGAUGGACCUCCGCCUCGCAGACCUCAUGGCGUACCACAAGCAGGCUGGCACCGUCCUCGGCGCGCAAGAGCUCUACUACGACCUGCUGACCCCGCCUAUUGGCCACGCCCAAGCCCGCCUCGACGGCAUGAAGCGCAGCACCAUCGUCCAGAUCAUCGCCGAGAGCCAGGCCAAGUCUGUCUACUGGACCGUGGGCCAGGUCAUGCUGUUCAUCGGCGCCAGGUGGGCGUGGGACCUCGACGCCAACGCAGGUAGCAUGGGCCCCAACCUGCGUGAGUUGCCCAACCCUCUCCGCCAGAAGGACGUUGUUUCCGAGUGGGACGACGCCAAGGCCCGCUACAUCUAUGAGCUCGCGCGAUACUAUGACGGCGAGUACCUCACCUACCAGCCCCCGUGCAAGGUGUGCCGCGCGUCCCGCAUCCCGUUCCCGCUACAGCACCCAAUCUUCUCCGUUCCCAAGUGCGUCACCUGUGUGUGCAGCAAGAAGUCGUGCAACAAGUCUUUCCUCCUCGGUGCUGCUGUCGUAUCACCUCUGGUCAAGAUGGAGGCGAUGGUCAAGUUGGAGGUGAUGGAGCCGGAGCCCGAAAUCGAAGUCAAGGUGGAGAGGGAGUAA
Molecule: messenger RNA, 864 nt
Organism: Vanrija pseudolonga
Lineage: Eukaryota; Fungi; Basidiomycota; Tremellomycetes; Trichosporonales; Trichosporonaceae
Exons: 2
Coding region: 1-864 (287 amino acids)
Source: RefSeq, a predicted model, not a curated record